AGCGCGAGGAGCCGCUGCCGCCGCCUCAGCCCUGAGGAGCCUUCACCCUCGGCGCCUGGGUGGCCGCUCGGUCUCCACAGGCUCCGCGCCAAGCGAGGUCCUCUGCUUCAGCCCUGCCCGGCCGGCGCGUCCGCCCCGCCCGAUCUCCGCCGCUGGCCCGUGGCUUCGCCGCCCGCCGCGGGACAGGUGCUCGGAGCUGGAGCUGUGGAGGAAGGCCCUGCUCGCCUUCCCUGCUGUGGCUGCUGCUCCUGACUGCAGAGCUCUCCUGGAACUGGGGAAGGGGAUGGGCGCAGGGACCCAGCAAAGAGGAGCCAUCUGCAAACCAGGAGUCAGACCUCACCAGAGCCCAGCUGUGCUGGCUCCCUGAUCCCAGCCUCCAGUCUCCAGAGCGUCAGAAAUGAACGUCUGUUGUUUAAGUUGUUCAGUCGAGCAUUUUGUUAUGGCAGCUGGGAGACGGAACACCCUCAUGAAUGUUGUGGCAAGUCUUUGGGAGAGCAGCCUGCACUUGCCUGGGGUGCAGGCCCCUGCAGAGAUACAGAGAUGUUGUCCAGUCACUUAUGGACCGUUGACAAGCUGGAUGGAAGGCCAGUUUCUUUAACAUGAAGCCACAGGCAGAACUCUGUGGACUUUCCAGAUAUGGGAUCUUCUGAUGGACCAGGAGGUGAUCUCAGGGUAGGCGGGCACUGACAAGCCAGCCCUCUGCAGAUUCCCCGUUCUGGAGAUGAUGCUCUGAGCCCAGUGCACCUGGCAUUCACAUCUAUGGACCUGCUCUGAACCGUAGAGCCUGCCUAUGGGGGAAGAUACCUGAUUUUUCCAGCCCCAUUUGUUGAAAAAGACUGUCCUCUCCCCAUCAAAUGUUCUUGGCACUCCUGUCCAAAGUAUUUGGCCACACAUGUAAAGGUGACGCCAUCUGGACCCCAUCCAUCCUUCUUCACAGCACCCUCAGUACCUUAAGCCAUCACCCCCAUCCACAUUUUGGGAGAAAGAUGGAAUCCAAGGUCUCUGAAGGUGGCCUGAAUGUGACCCUAACAAUUCGCCUGCUGAUGCAUGGAAAGGAAGUUGGAAGCAUCAUUGGGAAGAAAGGGGAGACUGUGAAGAAGAUGCGUGAAGAGAGUGGUGCCAGGAUCAACAUCUCAGAGGGAAACUGCCCGGAGAGGAUUGUGACCAUCACAGGCCCAACGGACGCCAUCUUCAAGGCCUUUGCCAUGAUUGCGUACAAGUUUGAGGAGGACAUCAUCAACUCCAUGAGCAACAGCCCUGCUACCAGCAAGCCCCCAGUGACGCUGAGGCUGGUGGUCCCAGCCAGCCAGUGCGGGUCCCUAAUUGGCAAAGGCGGCUCCAAGAUCAAGGAGAUAAGGGAGUCCACAGGUGCCCAAGUCCAGGUGGCCGGGGACAUGCUGCCCAACUCCACAGAGCGGGCAGUGACCAUUUCAGGGACGCCAGAUGCCAUUAUACAGUGCGUCAAGCAGAUCUGUGUGGUCAUGCUGGAGUCCCCACCGAAAGGUGCCACCAUUCCCUACCGCCCAAAGCCCGCCUCCACCCCUGUCAUUUUUGCAGGUGGUCAGGUAAGAGCCGACCCGCUCGCGGCCUCCACUGCCAACCUCAGCCUUUUACUGCAGCACCCGCCGCUGCCCGCCUACACGAUCCAGGGACAGUACGCCAUCCCCCACCCAGAUCAGCUGACCAAGCUCCACCAGUUGGCCAUGCAGCAAACCCCCUUUCCUCCCCUCGGACAGACCAACCCCGCUUUCCCCGGAGAAAAGCUGCCUUUACACUCCUCCGAAGAAGCUCAAAAUCUGAUGGGCCAGUCGUCAGGUCUGGACGCCAGUCCCCCGGCCAGCACUCACGAGCUCACCAUUCCCAAUGAUCUAAUAGGCUGCAUCAUUGGACGCCAAGGGACCAAAAUCAAUGAAAUUCGACAGAUGUCUGGAGCUCAGAUCAAAAUCGCUAAUGCCACUGAAGGGUCAUCGGAGCGUCAAAUCACCAUCACGGGAACCCCGGCCAACAUCAGCCUUGCCCAGUAUCUCAUCAAUGCCAGGCUGACGUCCGAGGUCACCGGGAUGGGCGCGCUCUAAUCCUACCCAGGCCACUCUGUGCACCUGACCGCUGGAGCCCACGGCCUCACCGGCUGGCGCACUCUGUACAAACCGCCUGCCCUUCCUCGCAGAUACAAGUAGUUUUCUUACGUACCGACGGUCCGUGCAGUAGACACCAGCCCCGAGCCGUCUGCACUCCAGGCUCGGCCGCCCGCCCCCUUUGGUAGUUGGAGCCUGUCUCCAUGCAUUGGCAUGCACUGCUAAGUAUUGUAACGCUUCGGGGAACUCCCAUCCGUGACAUUGUAGAGAAUUGUCCCUCAGUGUCCGUGUGACUGUCCAAGAUUUGGUUUGACGCUUUGGCACACUUCCUGUGACCUGCUGUCCCUGUGCUCAAGGUCCCUGCACUCUCUCCCCUGUGCCCAGUUUCCCCUCAGAGCCACGCUGCCUUGGCUCACAUUCCCACCCAGGCCAUGUGCUGGAAUCUGGGCCGCCUUUCCUGCAGCCUGUGGGGACGCCCAGGAGAGGAGGGGCUUGGGGGACGACCAAGGAAUGGGGCCGAGUGGCAGAGGGUGCGGGGCCCAGCUCCACAGGGAUGUCCCCUGGGGGAGGCACUUGUGGGCCCCAGGCGUCUUCCGGGGUGACUGGAGAAUGCAGCCUCUCCAGAAAGCCCCUGUGCACUGUUGGAGUUUAAUAAACGUUGUGCGCCUCCCC
Molecule: messenger RNA, 2747 nt
Organism: Marmota monax (woodchuck)
Lineage: Eukaryota; Metazoa; Chordata; Mammalia; Rodentia; Sciuridae
Gene: Pcbp3
Product: poly(rC) binding protein 3
Exons: 19
Coding region: 855-2075 (406 amino acids)
Biological process (GO): regulation of RNA metabolic process; regulation of gene expression
Cellular component (GO): nucleus; cytoplasm
Molecular function (GO): mRNA binding
Source: RefSeq, a predicted model, not a curated record